Messenger RNA from Anopheles coustani, 1286 nucleotides. RefSeq names its product coiled-coil domain-containing protein 43. The record is from RefSeq and is a predicted model, not a curated record. The transcript is spliced from 4 exons. Lineage: Eukaryota; Metazoa; Arthropoda; Insecta; Diptera; Culicidae. Bases 178 to 798 code for a protein of 206 amino acids.
CUUACUUCUGGGAUAAACACACCGGCUAUAGAGUACAACUCCGCAGUAUAACCCGGUUUCAGAACUGUCAAUAGAACGAACGAAAAACUUCGUGCAGCAGGUACUUUGUGUGAAAAUCGUGCUGCUAAAUUUUGCACCAUUGCGAUCAAACGGCAAACAACACAAAUCCACUAGACGAUGGCAGCGUCGGCUGAAUUCAACAGUUGGCUCAGCUCCAAGCUGAAAGCUUCAAACGCGGACGAUGGCGUAUUCGGUUCCUACAUCACCGGUAUCCUUGAGGGUGACGAGAAUAACGAGGAAAAAAUGGAAGCCCUGGAAGGCAUCCUUGGUGCAAUCAUUGAAUCAGAUCUGGAACCGUUCAUCAAAGAAAUACUGGACAAAUGGAAGAUCUGCCACAACCGAGAGGCUGAGUUGGAAUCGAAACCGAAGUUGGACGUCGAGGCACAGCUGGCCAAACUGUUGGAAACUCAAAAGCUAACAACAAAGGUGGAGCGCGAAUAUACCGACGAGGAAAGGCGCAUCAAGGAGCAAAUACUAUCGCAAUACAGUCAGCUCUCGGAAAGCGAACAUGACGAUGAUGACGAAGAGGGAGGUGCUGCAACAAGCUCCGAUCCAAGACUAGUGAAAAAUACAAAUUUUGCUGACGUUCAAGCCCUUGCGCGGGAGAAGCGGGAGCAAGCUAAAUUAGAAAGUCAAAUGAAGAAGGAAAAGGAUAAACAGGAUCGCGAAAAGCAGCGCCAGCUUCGAGAAGAAAAGAAGGAAAAACGCAAAACUGUUAAAGGAGAACGCCGGCGGUAGCGCCCUUCCAAUGGGUAAGCGAAUUCGCCAAACAGCUCAUAUUAUUCUUGUAUGGGAAUUGCUCAUGUAAACCCACGACCAUGUGAAAACAUCUCUUCAAUCCGUCUACGACACAUACGAUGAACCAUGCGAAAUAAUCUGCCAGAGUCGUGUUAAAAUACGCUGAUAAAUUCUGCAACCAACGACGAUACAAAAUAAGAGGCAUUGCAAAGCAUUGCGUGUACGAAAGCUAGGUAACAAGAUAGGUUCUUUCGAGGCAAUAGUUGGUUCGGUGGUACCGAUUCUUAAGGGAAAACACAUAGAUAUUGAACAUAUGAUCCUCUCACUGGACAUAUGUUGGUCGAUCUAUCUUCAAGUGUCCAAAUAUAACCACGUGCCGUGACAGUCAAAAUGAAAGUGUUGUUGCAAAAUGAGAAUAAAUGUAUAGCAAUGUAUGUACGUACCAAUGUUCAAAGCGUGUUGCCUUAUUUAGUUUUUUCCUGUUUGUA